AUAGUGGUAUCUGUGGCUGACUGUGGCAGGCAUGGAGGUCUGGGGAGGAGAGGAUGGGGAAAGAGGAAGAGAGGAGAGGUCCCUUCAGCAAAUCCCUUUAGGAACCUCAGGAUUUUCCUUAGCUGUGGAUAUUGACCCCAUUCCUUCAGGUCCCCACGUUACUAUGCCCCACAUCAGUUUCCGAGACAUGGGUAACCUAGUCCAACAAGAUGCUGUGGCUGUGAACGAGAGAUUUGAUACUAUUGAACCUGCCAUAUACCAGAGCGGGGCACGGCAGGUCCCCGGCACGCCUGACUGGUUCAUGGCCGCAUCACACAAGACCAAGGUUGUAGCCAAGAACAUCUCCAGAAUUGCUCUCAUCUCAGAGGAGGCGACCAAAUACACCGCACAACAGUGAGUCUUGACUCCUGGUGCCACCUUACCAUCUCACACCACACUCUGGGAAACUUGUGCAGGAGAUAGGAGGAAGGCACAGGAGGAGAUUACAAAGAGACAAGCUUGAGUUAGGCUUUAAAAGGGAGAUAGGGAUGAUCAGAGUGUCAUCAGAUCUCUGUACUACUACUACUACUACUACUACUACUACUACUACUACUACUACUACUACUACUACUACUACUACUACUACUACUACUACUACAACAAGAACAACAACAACAACAAAAACUAUUACUACUACUACUACUACUACUACUACUACUACUACUACUACUACUACUACUACUACUACUACUACUACAACAACAACAACAACAACAACAACAACAACAACAACAACAACAACAACAACAACAACAACAACAACAACAACAACAACAACAACAACAACAACAACAACAACAACAACAACAACAACAACAACAACAACAACAACAACAACAACAACAACAACUACUACUACUACUAC
Molecule: messenger RNA, 904 nt
Organism: Scylla paramamosain (green mud crab)
Lineage: Eukaryota; Metazoa; Arthropoda; Malacostraca; Decapoda; Portunidae
Exons: 3
Coding region: 32-397 (121 amino acids)
Source: RefSeq, a predicted model, not a curated record